This is a messenger RNA of Myodes glareolus (Bank vole), 513 nucleotides long. RefSeq names its product disks large homolog 5-like. The record is from RefSeq and is a predicted model, not a curated record. NCBI's taxonomy places the organism in Eukaryota, Metazoa, Chordata, Mammalia, Rodentia, Cricetidae.
AUGAAGCCUUUUGGGGUGCUGGUUCCUGGAGGCAGGGGUGACAGGAGGAGGCUGGCAGGGGCUGACUAUGCAGAGUGUGUCUCCUAUGCAGAGUGUGUUUCCAGUGGUCUGCACAGUCGGCUCCCGAUGGAAAAGACUCAGCUGAAGAAGAAGGUUGUCAUACUGAAGCAGGAGAAAAAGAAAUCGCUGGAUGAUUGGGCCCUGCUGAAGCACCACUUGGAGGACAUGAAUGUGAUUUGUAAUGACCAAGAGGAAAAGAUCAGUGACCUCAAAACCCAGCAACAAGAGGAGUUCAAGAGAUUGGAGGAAAGCCUUCAGUUCCUGCAGAAGCAGAAGGAAAUGGUCUCGCAGGAAAAGGACUUGGCAGAAAAGCUGCAGCAUGAUUUUGAGGUCUCCCAGAUGAGGUUCAAAAAUCUUCAGGCUGAGCUUGAACAGGCCACAGCUCAGAAUGAGAGCCACCUGCAGAAGGAGCUGCUACAGCAAGAGCCACCUGUUGCUCCCCAUUCCCAGUAG